AUGGGCUCUUCCAAAUCCGAAGAAGAAACAUCGGGCUCCAGCUCCCCAUUGUCGCGCACCCGGCUGCGCGCAAGCCACGCCUGCACCGUCUGCCGGAUACGCAAAGUGCGGUGCGAUGUCGUCGUCACCGGCUUCCCGUGCACAAACUGCCGGCUGGACUCGGCCAACUGCAAGGUCAUGCCGAGGAAGCGGAAGUGGGAGCAAAGGGUGAAGCGGGUGCUUGAGCAGGAGGAAAAGGAGCGCAGAGAUCGCUCACGGCAGCUUGUUGAAGAGAGGGCCAGGGCUUCCAUCCACAUCAGCUCAACUGCAAAGGCGCACACAGAGGUGAAGCCUGAUCCCACACGGCUCGCCUCUUCCAUCUCUCCCCCCAUGACCGGCGCAGCAUCGACAAUACCGGUGUAUGAUCAAGACAACGCAGACGCUCACUUCAACGCCCCGAAACUCAACUUCGUGUUCAGUGACGGCACCAUUGACCCGAGCAAGAUCGAGGGGCAUCCCAGCCAUGACGGCUGCAGCAAUCUCAAUUCCUGGGCGCCUGAAUUUGACAACCUCUUCGUGCCCUACUCCAGCUACAACUUCAUCGACGCCGGCUUCCUCAAUCAGCUCAGUCAUGCCGACGUCUCCUACCUCACAGAAAAGGGCUGCCUCACCUUGCCUCCGGAGAAGGUCCUGGAAGAGUUCUUCCACCAGUACUUUUCACACAUCCACCCCAUCAUCCCGCUACUCAGCGAGGCAGAGUUUUGGGCGGUAGACGCUCGCAUUCCUCUGCUCUUGGUUCGGGCGAUAUUGUUCAUUGCGUCUCCUACUUUGAUGCAAUUCGACAUCCACCGAAACAACGUCGUCAACGCGCAAGUAGCCGUCAUGCUAACCUACCACUCCCCCACAACAAGCGACACAACGAACACAUACUGGAUGGUAAACGCCGUUCAUUACGCUCGCUGCGCCCGAGCAGACCAGUACCACACCCUCAGCGACGACAACCCGCGGAAACUGCACCUCAAACGACUCUGGUGGGCCUGUAUCUUACGAGACAGGAUAUUGUCACUGAGCUUACGCCGACCGUUAAACAUUGGAUGCGACGAAUUCGACUUUAGCCUUCCAGGCCUCAGCCUCGCCGACUUCUCGGAUGAGAUCGAAGUCUCGACGGUAUACGACCGGCCGACGAAGCAAAUCCUAGCACACAUGAUGGCGGCGUUCUGCGAGCUCAUCAUUCCCCUCAACAAGGCCCUUACCAUGCUCCAUCCCGCAGCCGGGCCCAAGACGGUCACCUCCGAGACGGACAUUCAGAAGGAAACAGAUGCCUGCGUCGAGACUCUGCAGCUUUUGGAUGUCUGGUACCAGAAGACAAGGGAGCGGUUCGAGAUUUCCACGCCAUCAAUUGGCGUCCACAAGUCGCUGACAAUGUUCACCAAGAUGACUUUCAUCUACUAUUAUUCUGCGAGGGCAAGCUUAUGCUACCACAUGAUGCUGCUAUCCGUGUCCAACCCCCGCCACGCGUCCGAUCAAAAGAACGAUCUCCAACUGCAAGCAGAAAUGGACUCUGCAUUGAAAGGCAUCACAGGGAUAUUCAUGCACCUGGCUCGCCUAGGGCUCGUCCAGUACCUCCCAAACACAUUUGUUGCCCUCUCGGCCAUUCCGCUCAUCUGGCAAGUCCUCGACGCCAAAAUCCUCAACACGGGAACCCUCGCUGCGGACAACAAGCGCGACCUCAUGGUCUACACAAACGUCAUGAACAAGUUCCGCAGCCUCCACGAAAACGCCGACAACGUCCUCAAGUUCAUCAAGCAGAUCAUCGCACACAUCCAGACCACCGAAUCUGUCGACAUCACGCAGCCAGACCCCCUCUCAGCAGCGCCGCCACCGGCAGCAGCACCAUCCGAAACGUACUUUCCACCAGAGCUAUUGUCGAAUUUCGCACAGGGGGGCAACAAGACACGGCAGCAGCAGCAAGAGACGGACAGCAGCAACAAAACCAUUGGCGGCGGCGUUGAUAGUUCUUCCACUACCACUGGUGGCGGGCCGCAGAGCAAAUGGGCGAAAUUGUUCGCCGGGAAACCAAGGACAUAUCUGAGAAUCGCAUUGACGAUCCAGCAUUCGCUUUCGAGCGGCCAUUUCCCGUCGGAAGAAGACUUUCCAAAGGCAUUGCAGAUGGUCAAGUUUGCUGAGGAGACGAUGGACAAUGGGAUCGAUGUUGGGUUGUACAAGUAUUUGCAGCAUAUGGAGGACUUUCUGCUGUCUGCCUAG
Molecule: messenger RNA, 2244 nt
Organism: Trichoderma citrinoviride
Lineage: Eukaryota; Fungi; Ascomycota; Sordariomycetes; Hypocreales; Hypocreaceae
Product: N-terminal binuclear Zn cluster-containing protein
Exons: 5
Coding region: 1-2244 (747 amino acids)
Biological process (GO): regulation of DNA-templated transcription; DNA-templated transcription
Molecular function (GO): zinc ion binding; DNA-binding transcription factor activity, RNA polymerase II-specific; DNA binding
Source: RefSeq, a predicted model, not a curated record